Messenger RNA from Zootoca vivipara (common lizard), 4699 nucleotides. RefSeq names its product myc target protein 1 homolog. Gene Ontology annotation, cellular component: nucleoplasm. NCBI's taxonomy places the organism in Eukaryota, Metazoa, Chordata, Lepidosauria, Squamata, Lacertidae. The record is from RefSeq and is a predicted model, not a curated record.
AGAACAAUCUGAGGGAAUAUGUAAGGGCGUUCUUUUCCAAGUCAAAUUUCUAAUAUACACCAAGUGUUCCACUGUGGAUACAAUAUUUUCAUUAUUUUGACAAUUUUGAAUACCAUGGAUUCCAACAACACUAGUCCUGACAACUUAUUGCCGAGUAAUUUCUGGAAUCAUAUGAUAAUAGCAUUUUCUGUUUCUAUGGUCAUUGGACUUGUGAUCGGAGGCAUAAUCUGGGCUUUGCUGGCUUGCCUGUCUAGUCGCAGAGCCAGUGCCCAUAUUUCCCAGUGGAGCACCUCAUCCUCCAGCCGGCGUCCCAGAGCUUCUCGUGGAUCUUCUGCCAGCAGGCCAGGAUUUUAUCGCAACAGCAGCUGUGAACGCCGCAGUAACCUCAGCUUGGCCAGCCUGACCUUCCAAAGGCAAGCUUCCUUGGAGCAGGCCAACUCCUUCCCAAGGAAAUCAAGUUUCCGAGCCUCAACGUUUCAUCCCUUCUUGCAGAGCCCCCCGCUUCCUGUAGAAAUGGAAAGUCAGGUGAUUACUUUGGUACCAGCCACCACCACCACCACCCUUACUGGGACCACCACCAACAGCCUAUCUCGUCCCGAGUUCCACUGGUCCAAUAAUAGUCUUCGUGUCUCCAACUCAACACAAACACCACCUCCUGCUUACGACUCUAUCAUAAAGGCGUUCCCAGACUCUUGACUCCAAUUCUUGGGGAUGUAUGUAUAUAGAAAGAAUCUCAGUUGUAUGAUUUUCUGUGGGCUCUAUGAAGACACCUUUGAAGUCUACCAUUGCAAGGACCUGCAGUGCUGAGACCCAAGUGAUAGUUCUGUGUCCCUCUAUGAUAGGCAUUUGCUGGAGUGAAACCCUGAUGUCUCUUUCAGCGACAAAUACCUCUCUUGUGCUAGUAUUCACAAUGGUCUGCUGCAUCAUGGUGUGUUUAUAUUUGCAUUGUAACCAUUGCCUUUAGUUUAGAUGCAGACUUCAUCUAGUCUAUCACAUUGACUCAUUUCUGGAGACACAGAAUGUAAAAAUAGUUUUCUUUGUAGAUAGUCUCCAAUUAACCUUAAACACAGUGAUGAAAUUGCUGUUUUUAUUUAGGGUUUCUUUUCUUUUCUUGGUCAAAGCAUUUUCCUCUGGGCAUUUUGAUAUGCAAAAUAAAUAAAUAAAUAAAUUCUACUACUUGUUCAUCAGUUGGCCAUAGUGCCAUGUGAUUACAAGAUCUACAUGAUUUUUUAAAAACAGAUGUAAAUCGCUUAGAAUUUGUUUUAUAUUUCUGUGGGCUAAGAUCCCCAAUUUAUGUUUUAAGAUCUUUCUAGUUGGAACCAUUGUCUGAUGAAGGCUGCUAGCUUGCACAUGCUUUCCUAGGAGUAAGCCUCAUUGAAUUCAGAGGCUAAACGUCAGGGUAGAUAUAAGAAAAAUCUGCUAGAGUAGGGGUUCCCAGACUGUGGUCUGCGAGCUUCUUUCAGGUAGUCUGUGGCGUGUCUCUGAAGAACCCUUCCAAUUUGAGUUCUAUUGAAUUCUAUGGAAUGCAAAAUGUAACAUAGUAAAAUGCAAUGAUCAGAAAUAAAAGAAACAAUCAAAACACAAUCAAACAUUGUACAGCACAUUACAUUUGCGACAACAGGCAGGAAAAUAUAAUUAAGUGGCCUGCCCAGAGUCUCAACAAUUUCCAAGUGAUCCAUGGGGGUGGGGGGUGGGGGGUGGAAAACACUGCCCUAAAGCUAAAAAAAAAAUGUGUGUAAGGAUGUCAAUGUUAACCUCAGGAUGAGGGGCUUCCUAAGCCAAUCCCUCCUAUAAGCCUCCUAAGCAUGGGAAACAUCAGAUUAAAUUCACGGCCUGUACUCUUUUAAAGGAAAACAUCAUGAAAAUGAUGUUUAGAUGACAUUUAACGCCUGUUAAAUUAGCCAAAAUCAAUAAAUCCAAUAACAAAAAAUGUUGGAAGUGUAAUGUUAAAGAGGGAGACUAUUAUCAUCAGUGGUGGCUUUGCGAAAAGGUGAAAGUUUAUUGGGAGCAAAUAUAUAAUGAAUUGAAAAGAUUAUUAAGAUAUACUUUCCCAAAAAAACCCGAGGAAAUGCUAUUAGGGAUACUGAGCAGGAACAUUAAAAAAGAGGAUCACAAACUCUUCAUGUAUGCCACCACCCCCGCGAGAGUUAUCUUGGCCCAGAGGUGGAGAACGACUGAAAUACCGACUAUAGAGGACUGGAGAGAGAAAAUGCGAGAAUAUCUGCAGUUGGCUAGGCUAACGGGAAGAAUAAGGGACCAAAAGGAGCAAAAGUUCCAAAAGGAAUGGAAUAAAUUUAUAGAGUAUUUGAAGGAGCAUGGUAAGAUAUGAAACGCCUGUAGGUCAACAUUAUAAAAUGCAACAGCUUAAAGUAACCUAAGUCAAAAACCUAUGUUUAAUUUGUAAGAUAAUCUGUGACGGGUAUAACUUUAGAGAGCGCAAAACUGAAUAAAUGGAAGAACAAGCCUGAAAGAGAGAGAGGUGGAAGUCGACCAUAAGAGGAGCAGAAUAAAAACAAUUACUGAAAGGGAAAGGGAACUGAAACAAACAAGUUAUAAAACGAAGUUGAUAAAUUGUAACAAUUCUUAAUUUAUUUAAAAAAUGACAAGACACAUCCUGGAAUUUGUAUACUCUUUAUUCAACCUUUUUUGUAUUGAAAUGUUUCUUUCUGAUUCUUGCUGAUGUAUGUAUAGGAAAAGCCAAUAAAAACGAUUAUGAAAAAAAGAGAAAAAAAUAUAAGCCUCCUAAGCAUGAAAUAAAAGAGUUGUGCAAAGGAGAAGUACAUAUACGUCAGUCCUGCUUCCUCUUUCACUGUGAUGAGUGUUGCUGCUUUUAUUGGGAUGUUGCCAUCAAAUCACAUAAUGUUAGAUUCUGAGCUGGUUUCAAUGCAAUCCAAUGCUUGCAGACUGUCACAGUUUUCAGUUUGGCAAUAAUCAUGCCUUGGGUUAACCUCAUUGUCUAUGAUACUGCCACUGAUAUUAUUAGUGUUCCUAGAAAUAUGUCACUGCAAUGAAAAAUCCCUGAGCCUUUAAUUCUGUUUGCAUUUCCUGCUAAGAUCAAUACAAUUGCUGUUUAGAAGAGAGUAAGAUUUCCUCCAGAGUGCAUAGAUAAUUUGUUCAGUCUGUGUUUUCGAUGAUAAUGGAAAAGCUCUUUAAAUAAAUGGGUUUUUGUUUUUAUUUUUUUAGUAUUUACUUCUGGAAAUGUUGCAAAUGAUCUGUAUAUAGCUUAUAUAAGGUAAUAUCCCAUGUAUAGCAUUAGUUCUCAUAGGGAAUUUAUGAGACUGCAUUAUGUACUGUGUUUUCCUGCUAUAAUUCACACAGGAUGCACAAAGGAAUGUUUUGUGUGCUCAGCUCAGGGAAGCUGAAAUAUGAAUCCUGUGGUUUUUGGUCAGUUGCUUGAUGGUAUACUGUAUUUUUCCAUGUAUAACACGCCCCUAUGUAUAAGACGCCCCCUAUUUUGGGGGGGGACUCAAAAUUAAGAAAAUGGGGGGAGAUUGCCUCCAUGAAUAAGACUACCCCCCUUUUUUAACAUUAUUUUUUAGUAAAAAACAACAACCCCGUCUUAUACACAGAAAAGUACGGUAUAUUUAAAGACUAGACAAAUCUCUUUUUUUAUCAGCAUAUUGGAAAUGUUGGGAUUUAAAUAAAGUCAGAAAUAUUGCUCUAUGUUAUCUUUUUGGUUAUUUUAAGAAAUAUUCCAAUUUACACCUGAAAUGAGUUUUUCCCUGACUGAAUGCUACCAGAUUUGUACACUUGAAAAUCUGACUACAACAAAGCACUCAUUCUUUCCUUAUGCUGUAGUUGAGAACUUGGAGAACGAUAUAGAAAAUUCCCCAGCAGGACCUCUUUCUGCUCUUUAGCACCAUUGAUACUGACAAGCUAUUUGUGCAAAUUCCCUUGAUUAAUUCUCCUCCUUGGCAGGAAGGCCCUAUAGCAAGUGAGCUACCUGUUCCUAUCCCUCCCUGUCUCUGUUUCUUUUGACUUGCUAGGGGGGAAGAGGCUGCUAUUAUUUUUAUUAUUUAAUACAUGUUAAGCUGUAGAAAGAACAGACUUGGUACCCACAGGGAUUCACCAAGGGGCCGUGGUGGUGCUCCAAGUAUAGAGUCCUUCCUGGGGUUUCUGGAUAUAGUUAUUUCUCUUUCCCCUCAAUUCCUGUCCCUGGAAGGUGUGUUCUUUUGGGCUCAGAAAAAGUUUUCUGUUGUUUUCUACUUUCUGCAUGCUUCAUUUUUAAAGUACAGUGGUAUAUUGGUACUCAAACGACUUGGCUCCCAAGAAAAUUGGCUCCCAAACGUCACAAACCCAGCAGUGAGUGAUCCAGUUUGUGAACAUUUUUCGGAAGCUGAAUGUCCGACGCAGCUUCCAUGGCUUCUGAUUGAGUGCAGGAAGCUCCUGCAGCCAAUCAGAAGCAGCGCCUUGGUUUUCGAACUGUUUCAGGAGUCGAACGGACUUCCGGAAUGGAUUAAGUUCGAUAACCAAGGUACCACUGUAUCUCUUCCUUCCAAAUCUGUACUGCUCCCCUGGCUACUUUAUCCCUUCCACUUUAUCCCCCACUUUAUUGUAUGCCAAGGAGGAAUAGGGCUCCCCUCCACAGAUGUUGAAGCUGCAUGGAGAUGUGGGUCAGCUGUGUCAAGCCUCUGGAAAGUUCCAACUGCAGCUAGCUGGGUAUAAUCUUCCCAACUACAAGGAGAGUCACUAUAUUCUA